Eimeria necatrix is the source of this 441-nucleotide messenger RNA. Its product is annotated as ribosomal protein L27, putative. Gene Ontology annotation, cellular component: ribosome; cytosolic large ribosomal subunit. The record is from RefSeq and is a predicted model, not a curated record. Lineage: Eukaryota; Apicomplexa; Conoidasida; Eucoccidiorida; Eimeriidae. Gene Ontology annotation, molecular function: structural constituent of ribosome. Gene Ontology annotation, biological process: translation. Bases 1 to 441 code for a protein of 146 amino acids. The transcript has 3 exons.
AUGGUCAAGCUGCUCAAACCUGGACGCGUGGUGGUGGUCCUGAACGGCCGCAUGGCCGGGAAGAAGGGUGUGGUGGUGAGCACCUCCGAAGGGACGAAGGAGCGCCACUUUUGCUAUUGCUUGGUUGCUGGCAUUGAGAAGGCCCCUCUGCGCGUUUCGAAGCGCAUGAGUACCACCAAGGUGCAGAAGCGCAUGCGUCCCAAGGCCUUCAUCCGCUACAUCAACGUUCGUCACCUGAUGCCCACUCGCUACACUGUAAGCAACGAUUUCGACGUGAAGGCCCUCGCGCCAGAAGCUUCCCUAGAAGACAGCGCCAUGCGUAAGUCGGCAAAGAAGGCGCUGGCUAACAUUUUCUACGAGAAGUUUAUGAAUCCUGUCAACGAGAAGGCUGGAAAGGUCUCGAAGGACGUUCUCUUCCUUCGCAAGAAGCUGCGGUUCUAA